GGGCGGCCAGACCUGUAUAUAUAGGGGGAAGGCAUCCCCCUUGGGUUCCAUCGCCCACAACUCACACAUCCGAGGCUACAAGUGCAAGUGCAGCAUCGCAACAACCAAGUUGAAGGCCCGAUGGCUUGGGCGCCUUCUUGCAGCUGUACUACCGGGAUGAUGAUGGCCACUACGUUCAGUCGGUGCGCCCCGCCGGCGAUGGGAGCAAGGCGGACCUCACCUACCACCGUGCACCUCCGGCCAUCUCCGGCGUCGCCGACCUCAUGGAGCAAGACAGCCGUUGGGGACAGGGCGCUCGUGAGUACGACUACCAAGAGGAGGACGGUGCCCCCGGCUUGUAACAACAAGCCGGGGCCGUCCGGGCAAGCCCCGACGAGCAAGAAGGACCUAUCGUUCGACAUAAACUUGACGGCUGAGGACGACGACCAUUUCAAGAAGAACUUCUUGGAGCCCAUGCGCGAUAGGCUGAGCGACCCGGAAGGCCCCACUGUGGACAUCUUGGAUCCAGACUCGGGAAAUGUCGUGCAUAUCCCUAGGCUCCCUCCGCAGGUAAGGGACAAUCCGGCCCCUGAGCUGAUGAACCUGACGCUCCACCUUGGUGAGGAAGCAAGGGUCACCCUGAGUGUGCAGACGGACAACCUCUACGUCGUCGGGUUCCGCAACGGCGAGGGCAAGGCGUUCGAGUUUACCCAUUACAAUCCGGACGGCACACCCAGAGAGGGGUACCGCAUGAUCCCAGGGUCCACCAACCUGGGAUACAGCGGAUCCUAUGCAGGAGGAAACGGGAUGGGUGGAUUAUCUCAGCAGCAGAAUAUUUUCGACCGUGAGACCAUCCGGGGGGCCAUCUGGGGCCUGGACAGUCAUGACGGAAAAGACAACCAACGUGCCAAAAAAUAUCUGCGCACACUGAUUGUCAACUUCAUCGAGUCUGUGAGGUUGGAGAUCAUCGCCAAGAGAGCCGCCAGCCAGAUGGGGAUCAACCCAUCACAAGCCAGCGAUGACCGGCAGCUCCAUGGGUGGGAGAUCCACUUGAUCCGCAACUGGGGCUAUCUAUCGGAAACCUCCUUGCUGCUACAGGGCAUCCACAACCUCGGUGCCCUGGUGCUCGGGAUGGUGCUAACUAAAACAGUAGUGGCCUCAACUCCUAAAAAGCGUCUCCGUCGCUCCGUCAAUGACGCCGGCCUCUACAACCGGGACAAGGAUAACUAUCAGGAGGUGGGCCCUGGUGGCAAGGCAGAUCUAGGCUGCCCACCCCGGCCCAUCUCCGGCGCCGACGACUUUGUCAUCGACGUCGACCUCAUGGACCACUACACCCUUUUCGGCUCGGACCGCAAGGUGGCGCUCGACCAGGUGGCCUGGAACUCACGGGAUACCUUAUCCGGCGACUACAACAACAUCCUCAAGGUCCCGGUCAGGGGUGAACACGGUAGGAUGGAGGUAUGGUACGCGGUGCUCACAAACGCCGUGAUGGACACUGUGAAGGUCGUCCUGCUGGACAGCGGCAACCGCUUUUUUAAUUCCAACGUCUACGGCCGCGUCAACGCAACAACCAAAUUGGCCUCCGGCGAGGAGCUGCCGUACACUCUGCUCAGCAAGCAGGCAAAUCAGUCCCACACGACGCGACACCACGAGUCCGUACCACUCCAGAGGAACCUCAUCUCGGCACAGCUCGGCGCAGAGCUUCAUAUCUCGGCCGACUUAUGGGACUACAACAAGCUUGUGUUCUCUGAUGAUCAGAUCGUGGUUGGCUCCGUAGUCUUCGUCCCGCGCCAUGCCGGAACGACCGAUAAAGCGGACAUCAACGGGCCCUGCGGCAAGGUCAGGGUCGAGGUCACUUGGUCUACCUCCUACUCCUAUAAAAGCAUGAAGGACGAAGAACCAAAAUCAUCUCCGCCAUUUAUCCAUGACGAUCUCUGAAGCGCUAUGUAUUUGUCUUAAUAUUUGAUCAAGGAUGAAACAAAUAUUGACUGUUGUAUGCGAUGAUACUAUGUAUUUGAGUCACCUAAUCAUAUCGUGGCAUAAACAAAAGAACAUGACGAUUACUCGUCGUU
Aegilops tauschii subsp. strangulata is the source of this 2051-nucleotide messenger RNA. RefSeq lists its product as uncharacterized. NCBI's taxonomy places the organism in Eukaryota, Viridiplantae, Streptophyta, Magnoliopsida, Poales, Poaceae. Gene Ontology annotation, molecular function: rRNA N-glycosylase activity. Gene Ontology annotation, biological process: negative regulation of translation. The record is from RefSeq and is a predicted model, not a curated record.